Messenger RNA from Zychaea mexicana, 1699 nucleotides. RefSeq names its product isoprenoid synthase domain-containing protein. The record is from RefSeq and is a predicted model, not a curated record. Gene Ontology annotation, cellular component: transferase complex. The coding region runs from base 433 to 1620 and encodes 395 amino acids. Gene Ontology annotation, molecular function: prenyltransferase activity. The transcript has 3 exons. Gene Ontology annotation, biological process: ubiquinone biosynthetic process; isoprenoid biosynthetic process. NCBI's taxonomy places the organism in Eukaryota, Fungi, Mucoromycota, Mucoromycetes, Mucorales, Lichtheimiaceae.
CGUCACUACCUGCUUGCUGAUUGCGCACUGUGUACAUAUGAUAAUCACCAGUGUAUAGAAUAUAUUAUAGGAGCGGAUUUAAAUGAUAGAUACAUCGAUACAAAAAAGUAAAGCCAUGUCUGUCCUUUAGACUAAAAUCAUUGCUGUCAAAAUUCGACUUGAUGCGUUGCUUAGCCAAGUAUGAUAUACUGACGCCAUUUAUGCAACGACGACGGCGAUCAUGGCAACCUGCCACGCGAGCGAGGAAUGUUAAUCGGAAUGUCUCGGCCCGAUGAACGGAGUUGAAUUCGGUAAAUUUUGAACAAUAUUUUUUGUUGUCGCCAGCCUUCCUCAUUAACCGUUUUUUAAAGAGAGAGGGGGGUGGAACCAAAAGAGGUGGAGAACCAAACAAAAAAGAAGACGAAAAGGGAAACAGAUACAGAAGAAAAUACAAUGACAUUACUGCGCCCAUUCAUUCGCCAUGCACGCCAAAUCCACACUUGUCACCGACGAUUAGCACAAAAACCAGCUGCUGUAAGCGUAGCAGCAGCUGCAGCGGCUGCACUGACCCAUGGACCUCUUGGCAAGGGUAUCGACACGUUCCGGAGCACGUUCGGCAGCAAACCAUUGACGGCACCUUUCACGGGACAAGCAGAGACCUACGAGCAAGCGUUAAACGAAGCACAGGGCCUUGUUGUAGACGAAAGCGCCGGUGAUAGCGACGGUAAACAGCGAAUGCUGUUCGACCCAGCAAAACUCGUCGGACCUGACCUAUGGGAGCUCAAGGGUAACAUUAGCAAACUGCUCGGCAGUGGCCAUCCCUUCUUGAAUACCAUGAUGACGCACUUUUUGUGCGAUGACGGCCAGCCAGUUCGACCCUUGUUGGUCUUGCUGACCGCGCAAGCCAGUACGGGCCAAGUGAUCGAUACGCAACGCCGACUUGCCGAAAUCACACACAUGAUCCACGCCGCUUCGUUAUUGCACGACGAUGUUCUCGAAACCGAAAGCGGUGGUAGCCUGGGCAACAAGAUGGCUAUCCUGGCAGGCGACUUUUUGCUAGCCCGUGCAUCGCUCGCACUCGCAUAUUUGCGCAACGCUGAAUGCGUCGAACUGAUGGCUACGUGCAUUGCCCAUUUGGUAGAGGGCGAGUUUAUGGAUCUGGUUAAGAAGCAGCCAAGGACGGAUAUCGAUUACUAUCUGGAUCAGACGGAAAUGAAGACAGUCAGCUUGAUUGCGCAGAGCUGUAAAGGUUCGGCCGUGCUUGGCAAUGCAUCAACAGAUGAUGCCAAACACGCCUAUGAGUUCGGUCGUCACUUUGGUAUCGCAUACCAGUUAGUGGAGGAUGUGCUAGAUUUUAGUGCAAAGUCAUCGUCGGGUACAUUUAGAGCAGGUGCCCCUGUUGUGUUUGCAUCUGAAUCCGUACCGGGGCUGCUGCCCAUGAUCGAACGUCGCUUUAGUCAGCCGGAAGACCAUGAGAAGGCUCGACUGUACGUAUAUCAAAGUGGAGGAUUAAAAAAGACCCUUGCACUUGCAGAAUCACAUUGCCAAAGGGCAAUCGAUGCCAUCAGCCAACUCCCGCCGUCCGACGCUCGAUCGGCACUGGUGCAACUUUCCUCCAACCUGAUACGCCGUAAAAAUUAAUAAAACCAAACUAUUUAUCUCAACGUUGCACCAACAUUGAAAAUUCCAGGGUUGUGUGUGUGCAUGCUUGCUUGCUGGG